Molecule: messenger RNA, 362 nt
Organism: Cylicocyclus nassatus
Lineage: Eukaryota; Metazoa; Nematoda; Chromadorea; Rhabditida; Strongylidae
Source: the annotation of a GenBank genome assembly
CGUACAUCAUGAAAGGCGGCAAGCCUUCAGUUUCUUCCGGUGGAGGCAAUGGAGGUGGUGGAGGCGGUGGAGACAGUGGGAUCAGUGGGAUCAGCACCUGUGGAGAACGCUGUAGUGAGAGGACCAGGCUGCUGCUAGCCAUCGGUGCAGCCGUUGUGGUCGGCUUCGCAUUUUAUGCAUACUGCAGGAAAAGAAGGUCACGACGUCGUAGCGGACAUUACUGAAGCGUGCUUGCUGAGUAACUGUAGUUUUUACUGAGAGCCGUACAGAGCAAUGUUCUGUGUUUUGUUUCGUUUCUUUGUGUGAACUGCUAUGAUUAGGCUUCGAUGUCCAUGAUUUGAAUGAUAAUAAAGAGUUCGCCA